UUGUAAUUUCGAAAGUACGAAGGUUCAACUAUAAGAAGAAAGAUUGUGUAGUGUGAAGGACUUUUCGUAACGAUACAGGUUUUAGUACUCAUCAAAAUGUUGUAUAUAUUCCAUGUGGAAACAGGAACAAUGAUGACUUUUGAUAUGAAUUUAGCUUUAGAAAGUGUAGGACAUUUGAAAAGAAUUAUUUGUAAAGAGUACAAGAUUCCUGAAGAAAAACAAGUACUUCUAAUCAGUGGAGGAGAAAGUCUGGAGCCUACAACUCGUGUAUGUAGCUAUAGUGCCGGUACUGACACCAGCCCAAUUUUUCUCUUCAGCAAAGUAGUAAUAGAAUCUUCUUCUCCACCCCUACCAAGUGUCGAUUAUGGAUCAAGUCCAGAUAUGAAAAACUGUGUAGAUAGUUGUAUAGACAUGCCUCCAACUUAUGAAACUGUUGUCCAUAGAGCACAAUUAGCCCAGCAAUUUCAUGAUUUAGCAAAGAAGCAGACCAGCACUUGUGAGAAACUGGUGCAUGAUCAACAUCUUCAGCAGCAAGGAUGGGCAGCGGUCGUUGCUAAUUUAGAUGAUAUCACAAGUGCAUUUAGGAAUAGAACUCAGUUGUUUGUACAAAACUUCAACCAGUACUUAAAAACCAGAGGAUACCAUGUAGAAAUCCUUCACAAUUUUAGCCAUCAUUUAAGCCUUCUGUCCAAGAUACCAGUUUUGCCUGCUCUACUCAGUGAUAUUCCUCACCAUGUGGAAGGUUCUCUGCACAAUGACAGCACUGCAUUUUCUCUCCUUCAUUGGAUUAACUCAAAGGAUAACCAGAGUAGUUUAGAACAGAUGGCAGAUCAGUGUCUACGAGGACUUGAACAGUUCAGUGAGAGCAUGUUGGAUGUUCUUCAUGGUGAAAUAAAUGACACUCUUGAAAAACUAGACAAUGUAGAUAUGAAGGAAGUUAAAGGACUUGAAGCUCGUCUGUACGGCUUGGAGAAACUUAUGUUCGAGGCACAUCGAAUUGUGAGGGAACAAAGUGAUCUAGCUCAAGCAUUUGUUCAGAACCAGACUAGAGCAGGCAAUAUCGGGGACACUUCAAUUUUACCCGACUUAUGUGCAAGUCACAGUCGACAGCUUCAACUAAUGCUGAAAAACCAUAUGCAACUGGAAGGAAUUUUGCAGAGAUGCAUUGAUGCAAAAAAAGAACUGUCUUCGAACUUACAUAUCCGACUCGGGUGGAUAAUGUAUGUUGAAGGGAGGAUUUCUGACUUAGACAAUAAACUUUCUAUAUACCAUGAAAACUUGAAGAGAUUAAAGCGCCAUCUGGAUGUCGUUGAACAGAUUCAUCUCACUCCGCAAGUUUAUGUUGCAGCUGUUGUCGAGGUUGUUAGAAGAAGAACGUUCUCAACUGCGUUUUUACAGUGGGCCAACAGUCUCACAGAACACACUAUGCAUCUCCAUAAAGUUGAAGUGACUACUAGGAAAACUUUUAAUGAAAAAAUAGCAAAUCAUUUUCUGCACGCACUUUUUCCCGGAAUGGAAGACUCGCCUCCUCCUUUUGCUCUAAACAGGCCGGAACCGUUUGACCAAGAUCUUCCAAAUGUGUUUGAAGAAGAUAUUGAAAAGCUUAAACAAAAGUUACCCGAAUUUGCAGAACUGCUGGUAAUUUCAUCGAAAGAGUUGAUUCAGUGUGUUGCUGCAGUCCCACCACUUUCUGAAUAUAUUAGUAAAGAGAAACAAGUUAGUGAACACGAACUAAAGAAGUACUGUGAUGUAGAUAAAGAUGUGCUGCUUUAUGACGAAGAAUUAUUAACGCACGUAGAUUUUAAACAAACACACAAUCUGCUCGGUUGUGCCACAGGAAGUAAGAAAUUGCCUGUUAGAGACUGGAAAGAAGUUAGUGUUGAAGGCUUUGAGCAUAUUGGGGCAGUGGAGAGGACAGACACUUUUCCCAAACCUCAUAAACAUAAAAAUGUAGAUUUUGAGCAAAAAAUGGCAAUGAAAGAAAGACAAAAAAUAUUUCGAACUCAAAGCGAUGGGGAUAUUAAAACAAUUUCAAAAGAUUUCUCUUCUUCUGAUUUGUGCUUCGUGCCCUCGGGUCAUCCGACAGCCGAUUUCUACAUUGAUGAUUCCAUGACGUCCUCGUGCACAGAUAGUAAUGCCGCAUCUGGUCCAGGGAGAGGAAUUUCUUCGUUAAAACCCAAACACGAGUUAGUUGCUAGUCUACAAAAACAGUUAAUGGAAAAAAAUGCCACUCUCUUAAAAACUCGGGAGGAGCUCCAGAGCACAAAACUCCAGCUUCAACGAUUUCAGAGUACAGUUACAACUCUAGAAGAGCUAACAAAACAGGUACAACAGUCCCUAAGGUUAGACUUGGCUAACCUGCAGGAUGAGGUACUACAAAGGCGAGAAGAAGUAAUAGAAAACAUUCUUGCCGUGAGUUCCAAGGUCCAGGAAACGAUAGAGCACUUAAAUAUUCAACUUGGAAGUUCACAGGAAGAAGCAGCCUUGGAGUUGGUUAAUAAAGAGCAUCGUGUUGAACUUCAGUACUACCAACAGCUGUUAGAUGUAGAAAUGCAUAAACUAGAAGAUGCCCACCAGGAAAUUGAAGUCUAUCAGCAACAAUUAAUGUCACAAAAUGACGUGAUAGAUAAUUUAAAACAGGAGUUUGAAGCUGGUAUCAAGAAGAUCCAAAGUGAAUGUGAAAAUGAGAGAAAAGAACUUGAACAAAAGUUGAUCUUGGAACAAGAGUUGGAGUUGGAAGCAGUCCGGAUGGAAUUAAGGAGAGUUCAAUCAGGAGAAAUCCUAGAGUUAACCCAG
Messenger RNA from Limulus polyphemus (Atlantic horseshoe crab), 2796 nucleotides. RefSeq names its product RB1-inducible coiled-coil protein 1-like (gene Atg17). Gene Ontology annotation, molecular function: molecular adaptor activity; protein kinase binding. Lineage: Eukaryota; Metazoa; Arthropoda; Merostomata; Xiphosura; Limulidae. Gene Ontology annotation, cellular component: Atg1/ULK1 kinase complex; extrinsic component of membrane; phagophore assembly site membrane. Gene Ontology annotation, biological process: reticulophagy; autophagosome assembly; glycophagy. The transcript has 16 exons. The record is from RefSeq and is a predicted model, not a curated record. The annotation marks the transcript as partial.